AUGGCUGCCAUGAGUUUAUGCCACGUGUCACUCCGCCACCGGAACUCUCCAGCGUCACCUCCAACCACCGCAUAUCCUUCUACAGCCAGCAGCUUUUCCGUUUCCGCCGCUGCGUCGUCGGAAACCUCCACCGCACCUUCGGAACAACCUGAGAUCGAGCUAGAAUUCCUUGGUCCUAAAUCAGGAGAUGCAGUAAACAGAGCCAAAGCCGUAAGUGGAGAGAAGCUGCUGAGGAACAUAAUGUUGGAUAACAAAAUUGAGCUUUAUGCCAUUUAUGGGAAAUUAAUGAAUUGUGGAGGUGGUGGAAGCUGUGGAACUUGUAUAUUCGAGAUUAUCGAUGGAAAGGAUCUCCUGAAUGAGCGAACGAAUACAGAGCUUCGAUAUCUCAAAAAGAAGCCGGACUCUUGGAGGCUUGCAUGUCAAACUAUUGUAGGAAAUAAAGAGAACUCUGGAAAGGUGGUUGUCCAAAGGCUGCCCCAACAGAAAUGAUCA
This is a messenger RNA of Salvia splendens (bonfire salvia), 492 nucleotides long. RefSeq names its product photosynthetic NDH subunit of subcomplex B 3, chloroplastic. Gene Ontology annotation, biological process: P450-containing electron transport chain. NCBI's taxonomy places the organism in Eukaryota, Viridiplantae, Streptophyta, Magnoliopsida, Lamiales, Lamiaceae. Gene Ontology annotation, molecular function: electron transfer activity; 2 iron, 2 sulfur cluster binding. Bases 1 to 489 code for a protein of 162 amino acids. The record is from RefSeq and is a predicted model, not a curated record. Gene Ontology annotation, cellular component: mitochondrion. The transcript is spliced from 6 exons.